This is a messenger RNA of Pseudocercospora fijiensis CIRAD86, 1418 nucleotides long. RefSeq lists its product as uncharacterized. Gene Ontology annotation, biological process: regulation of ARF protein signal transduction; regulation of endocytosis. Gene Ontology annotation, molecular function: GTPase activator activity. The record is from RefSeq and is a predicted model, not a curated record. NCBI's taxonomy places the organism in Eukaryota, Fungi, Ascomycota, Dothideomycetes, Mycosphaerellales, Mycosphaerellaceae. Bases 113 to 1288 code for a protein of 391 amino acids. The transcript has 2 exons. Gene Ontology annotation, cellular component: Golgi membrane.
AACCGAGACCGAAAGAUGAUACGAUAGGACCUUGACGCCCAAACCUCCUCCGCUCGAGCCCGAUCGAUCCACCGCCCACGCUACAUUAUCAACUACGAACAAUACCGCCGCCAUGAGUAAAAUGUGGGAAGUCGAUCCGGAAACCCGGAGCAAGCUGCAAGAGAUAGCCAAGACGAAUGAGAAUAACAGAUGUGUAGACUGCGGCGCGCCCAGUCCGCAAUGGGCGUCGCCCAAGUUCGGCAUUUUCUUCUGCCUCGCGUGCUCAGGCAUACACCGAUCGCUAGGAGUGCACAUUUCAUUUGUGCGAUCCGUGACCAUGGACGCAUUCAAGACAGGGGAAGUCAAGAGGAUGGAAUUUGGUGGUAACAAGCCGUGGAAGGAAUUCUUCAAUAAUCACAGCAGCAAUACCUUGAUUGGGCAGGAAUUCGACAGCUGCACCAUCUCAGAAAGAUACGACAGUGAAGCGGGUGAGGAGUGGAAGGAGAGAUUAACAGCAAAGGUUGAGGGGACAGAGUAUGUGCCAGGCUCAUCGAAGCCUAAGCCAGCCCCGAAGAAGGCCGCAAUUGAGAGCAUAUCAAAUACGCCUGCAGGGUCGGGAAGAAACACGCCUCUUGCUGGCGUAAGAGCGACUCCGCAGCGAGCAGCGUCGCCUUCACAGAAAUCACGAAACGAGGCUUACUUCGCGAAGAUGGGACAGGAGAACGCUAAUCGACCUGAAGGUCUCGCGCCUUCUCAAGGCGGCAAGUACGCCGGUUUUGGAUCAUCACCCAUGCCUACAAAUAGCAAUGGCUCUGGAGUUCCAACCGCGGACGAGUUUCAGCAGAACCCUAUGGCAGCACUUACGAAAGGAUUUGGCUGGCUAUCGAGCACGGUGUCAAAACAGGCGGCCACAGUGAACAAAACGUACCUCCAACCAGGCAUGAAAAAUUUCGCAGAGAGUGAUUGGGGCGCGCAAGUACGAACGGCGGGUAUGAAUUUGGGAAACACUGUGCAGCAAGGCACGCGAGGGCUCGGCGAGCAGUUCAACAAAUUUGUGGACCCAGAACAUCAGCCUGGCAAAGCAGCCCCAGCAAAGCAGGACUUCUGGGACAGUUUCGGUCAGGCACCGGCAGGACCUCCCAAAGACAAAAAGGACUUCUGGGACGACUUUUCUGCUGCUGGUGAAUCCGCUCAACAGCAGAAAGCAAAGCCAUCGACUUUGGGAACGAAUGCCAUGAAAACUUCUGGAGGCGCUGGUGGCGCCGCCGGGGCGAAGAAGAAGGACGAAGAUGGGUGGGGCGAGUGGUAGUUUGAAUAUUAGCAUGGAGUCUGGAGUUGUUCUACAGCGAUUGGGCAUGAGUUGGCGGCCAUUUGAGCAUACAUUUACCCACGAAUCGAUCUAGCAAUCUAAGAGACAUUCGAAGCAUUUUCCAGGAACC